Molecule: messenger RNA, 910 nt
Organism: Rubroshorea leprosula
Lineage: Eukaryota; Viridiplantae; Streptophyta; Magnoliopsida; Malvales; Dipterocarpaceae
Source: the annotation of a GenBank genome assembly
ACUGUUCGAGUAGAGAUUUUGCAGAAAUACUAAAUCAUAUGUCCACGUAACUGACCUCUCCAUUAAUUUGCUCGAUCAAUCCUGAAUAGGAAAACCAGGCUAGUUCAAAGCACACCAUUUUGCUUGUCCAAUUCAUUAAGAAAUCAACACAAACCUUCAAUUCCGAAACACUGCUAAUGACUUGGUAAUUGUUAGUUACAGUCAAAUUUAAAAUUCUCUGAAGUUUACAGAACUUAUAAAUGCAUUCGUGAGUCACACAGCUUCAACAACCAAUAACAAGUGAGAAAAUGAUCGAACACAGAACUCUCCAUAUAACCGAACUGCUGAACAAAGCACUGGAGCCUGGAACGAACCAAACUGAUUUUCCAAAGCUUCUUCUCAUAUCAUCUUCUUCUCUGCCCUUGCGCCGUACGACCUAUCAAUGUUCAGAGUUAUCAUACUGGCAUUAAAAAAAUACAGUGCGUCUACACAAUCUUUUUAACGAUAGUCCAUAAUGCUUUAUGAUGAACAGAGUUUUUGAACUUGUUAACAUCCACACCUAUUUGCAGACUUAAUAAGAGAAUGAAAGCUGUUGAAGUGAUUAUGUAUUCAAUUAUCUAGUUUUCUAACAUUUCCUUAGUUCAAUGUAGGAUUGCUUGGUCAUGUUUGGUUCAAUGGUAUGGCUGUUUGUGUGAAGAAAGGAAAAAGGGGGAAAAAGAGGGGAAUACUUCGUCAAUUUGGUCAAAAAGGUGGGAAUGAGAUUACACAUUUUCUUCCAAUAAGUGGCAAUAAGGUGGGAGUAGUUAUUAGCACCCUUAAGAUUUUAGUUGUUGCUGAUUCCCACUAACUAGAAGAAAAUAGGUAUAAGCAUUGAACAACCAUACUCAAAACUCUAGCUUACUUUACUUUCCAGUAAAAAUCAUAGAAUAGU